AUGGUGAUUUCACAGUGUUACACUCCAAGCCUUGUGGAAAAGGAUCCCUUCGACCCGUCACUCGAAACCAGCGAGACCAAAGAGAAUGCCGAGGAUGUCACCCAGUUGUCGGAUAGAUCUCAUCUGUCCCUUCGCGCUGUUCGGCCGGUCGACGUUGAAGUAAAUGAUCUUGCGCUUCAUGUUGAUACUACACCGUCAAUAUUUCAGAGCCCGGCAGCUGCAAUAUGGAGCCGUAUCUCUCCUUCGAAGGGCCGGACAGCUUUUAAAACGAUCCUUGAUGGCGUGACUGCUAGCAUGCCCCAUGGCACUCUCACAGCCAUUAUAGGUGGCAGCGGAUCUGGAAAGACUAGCUUAUUAAAUACCAUUGCUGGUCGCAUGGGUACUAGCCGCAUGAAGGUGUCUGGAGGUGUUACAUUUAAUUCAAAAGGAACAACGAACGACAAUCGAAGUGCAUACUUGAUGCAGCAGGAUGUCUUAAUAUCCACCUUAACAGUGCGGGAAACAUUUCAGUAUUCCGCAGAUUUGAGGUUGCCGCCGCCUACGACUGCGGAAGAGCGACAUGCUGUGGUUGAACGAGUAAUACUUGAGCUGGGCUUGAAAGAGUGCGCUGAUACCAGGAUUGGUAACUCAUCACACAAAGGAUGCAGUGGUGGCGAGAGGAGGCGUACAAGCAUUGGGGUCCAAAUGCUUGGAAAUCCUUCAGUUCUGUUCUGCGACGAGCCGACAACAGGGCUAGAUGCAACAAGUGCCUACCAGGUCGUUAGAAGCCUGAAGCGACUAGCUUUGGAUGGCCGGACCAUCAUCAUUUCCAUUCACUCUCCUCGCUCAGAGAUCUGGGGUCUGUUCGAUAAAGUUGUCCUUCUCUCCCGUGGAUCGGUACUUUAUAGCGGCGAUGCAGACGAAUCUGUUGUAUACUUUGAGAGACAGGGGUAUUCUAUACCCCCUUUCGUUAACCCCGCGGAGUUUAUGAUAGACUUGGCGGCAUAUGACAACAGGACGCCUGAGGCUGAAUUAGCCUCACAGGACAGGGUUGAGAGCCUUAGAAUAGCGUGGAGUGAAGCUUCGAGAAAGAAACCCAAGAAAGGCGAACCAACCUCGUCGGAUAGGCAGCCUGUCACUGGCAGGAGCAUACAUGAGGGCGUCGGUUUUACUAGACAAUUUUGGGUUCUGACCGCAAGGACUAUUAAAAUGACUAUUAGAGACCCUAUGGGAAUGACAAGUUGUCUAUUUGAGGCAAUUGGCAUGGCUGUUCUCAAUGGCUGGGUAUAUUUGCAGCUUGAUGGGUCCCUUACAGGUAUCCGAUCGCGGCAAGGAAGUUUAUACACCGCAAGCAGUCUCAAUGGGUAUAUCAUUCUACUUUACGAAAUUUUCCGGCUUACGACUGAUAUACAACUCUUUGAUCGUGAAAGGAGCGAAGGGGUUGUCGGUGUCCCCGCCUUUCUGCUUAGCCGACGGGCCGCGAGACUGUUUCUAGAGGAUCUGCCAGUGCCUAUUCUAUUUUCAACCAUAUUCUACUUUAUGGUUGGAUACCGACUGGCGGCUGCGGAAUUCUUUGUUUUCCUGGUACUAAAUAUACUCACGCAGUAUACGGCAAUUACCUUUGCUGCUGUCUGUAUAAGUCUUUGCAGACACUUUCCCGGGGCGAGUUUGGCUGGAAACCUGUCUUAUACCCUUCAGACGGUAGCCUGUGGAUACUUUGUUCAAGUCAAUCAGAUUCCAGUAUACGUCCGAUGGGUAAAAUGGGGUGCCUAUACCUUUUACGCGUUUAGUGCAUUAUGCGCGAACGAAUUCAUUGGGCCUAAUGGCUCUGAGUAUGGGCAGUUCUAUGACUGUCCUUACUCAAAAGACCCCAUGGAUCCCCGGUGCAAAGAAUAUACCGGCCGAUUUAUAGUGGACAGCCUUGGGAUACCUCAAAAUUGGAUUUGGCGUCCGAUCGUGGUUCUUGCUUCUUUUGCAGUUUUCUUUUAUGCUCUUGCUGGUGUGAUUUUGAAAUUUAACAAAAUUGACAUCAUUGUUGCUCAACCACGGAAUGCAGAAAAAGAUCACUCAGUAGGCAAGGAAAAAUUUGUCGCCCGUCCUCAAGCAGAUAGUCGCCAGGUAUCUAUCAAGCUUGAGAACUAUUCUUUGGAUAUCAAAAAGCGCUUCCUUACUCGACAUGGGUUUCAGAUGAAGAACCUGAGUAUCAUCAAACCUAUCACCGCGCAGUUCGAACCGGGCAAACUCAACGUCAUCAUGGGCCCUUCUGGUAGUGGUAAGACGUCACUACUUUGCUCAAUCGCAAACCGGUUACAGGGAUCUGUCGGCACACGAUACUAUGUUGGAGGUGAUAUGUUAUACAACGGUGCGAAGCCUUCAAAAGAUGUCGUCAGAUCCGUUACCUCCUUCGUCACACAAGAUGAUGACGCCUUGAUGCCUUCGUUAACUGUUCGAGAAUCACUGGAGUUUGCUGCCGGGUUACGUUUACCGACGUGGAUGUCAAAGGAUGAGAAGAACCGGCGAGCGGAGGCAAUCUUGUUGAAGAUGGGCUUGAAAGACUGUGCAAAUAAUCUGAUUGGAAGUGACUUGAUUAAAGGAAUUAGUGGGGGUGAGAAGAGGCGAGUUUCUAUUGCUAUUCAGAUUCUUACGGACCCAAAAAUUUUACUCCUUGAUGAACCGACAUCAGGCUUGGAUGUCUUCACUGCUACAUCUAUCAUUGAAGUCUUGAACGGGUUGGCAGCGGAAGGUCGGACCCUUGUUUUGACAAUCCACCAGUCAAGGUCGGAUAUUUUCCAAUACUUCUCCAACGUUCUUUUGAUAGCAAGAGGGGGAUAUCCAGUUUAUGCUGGCAGUGGCCCAAAUAUGCUACCUCACUUUGAGUCACUUGGAUACGAAUGUCCUCGAACCACCAACCCAACUGAUUUUGCCCUUGACCUCAUUACUGUGGACUUACAGGCAAAAUCAAAAGAGACUGCUACUCGUGCCAAAGUACAACGUCUGAUCGAUAACUGGGAAGUUAGUCCUCAUGAAGGUAGAGAAGCAGAGGAUUCCAUAAUUGCAGUGCCAGCGGAAUUGGGUAGCCUGAAAAGAAAACCCACUGCGUUUCCCACUAUGUUUGCACUAGUCCUCCGAAGGUCAGCAAUCAACUUAAGAAGACAACCGUAUCUCCUUCUGGCACGUACUAUGCAGGUAAUUGGUGUUGCAAUAAUCAUGGCAUUGUUUUUUGCGCCACUGAAAGAUGACUAUGCGGCCGUGCAGUCAAGAAUGGGAGCCGUGCAACAAAUCACAGCCUUAUACUUCGUUGGAAUGCUUCAAAACAUUGCCAUCUACCCCUACGAACGCGAUGUGUUCUAUCGCGAGGAAAGUGACGACUGCUAUUCCACUGAAGCAUUUAUUUUACAAUACACUACACUGGAGGUUCCAUUCGAAAUAAUAUCGGCACUAUUAUAUGGUAUCAUCUCUGCCUAUGCUAUCGGUGUUAAGCGGACCGUGACCAUGUUAUUUAUCUCAUCAUUCAACGCCUUCUGCAUUACGAGUUGCGGGGAAUCACUCGGAAUUAUGUUUUGCACUCUCUUUUCCCACGUUGGGUUUUCGGUCAAUAUUACCUCCAUUGUGCUAUCUAUAGCAACAGUCCUGGGUGGCGUCAUGAGCCUUAAUAUUCCCUCGGUUUUGCAGGCUGUAAACCACCUUUCUCCGGUUAAAUACUCUAUUUCCAACUUGGCACCUUAUUCAAUGCAUGGACGCACAUUUACUUGCGCUGACAAACAGCGUCUCCCCAAUGGGCAUUGUCCAAUUGAGACAGGCGAGCAAGUACUGUCGCUCUAUAAUUUAAACAAGGACCCAAAGAUCAACCUUGUAGCCCUUGGUAUAUGUGUGGUCGGCUAUAGACUGGUUGCAUAUACAUUAAUUAAGGUCGUUCGAAGCCGUACACUUUGGAAAAAUAUGCGGGAAAGAUUGUCAAAAGCCCAGAGGAACACCAAGGACCCUGUGAAGGAUAGCAAAAGUACUUAG
Molecule: messenger RNA, 3987 nt
Organism: Trichophyton rubrum CBS 118892
Lineage: Eukaryota; Fungi; Ascomycota; Eurotiomycetes; Onygenales; Arthrodermataceae
Exons: 2
Coding region: 1-3987 (1328 amino acids)
Cellular component (GO): membrane
Molecular function (GO): ABC-type transporter activity; ATP hydrolysis activity; ATP binding
Source: RefSeq, a predicted model, not a curated record